Messenger RNA from Penicillium macrosclerotiorum, 1065 nucleotides. RefSeq lists its product as uncharacterized. Gene Ontology annotation, molecular function: hydrolase activity. The transcript has a single exon. Bases 1 to 1065 code for a protein of 354 amino acids. The record is from RefSeq and is a predicted model, not a curated record. NCBI's taxonomy places the organism in Eukaryota, Fungi, Ascomycota, Eurotiomycetes, Eurotiales, Aspergillaceae.
AUGAUGGCUGCUGCGGGGAACAGAGUGAUCAAAACCCGCAUCUGCAUGAUCUCCGAUACUCACACAGCCGAACCACGCCCCCGAUUACAAUCCUCCUACGCCUACCGCAGUCCUCUCCCUGAGGCAGAUAUUCUCCUUCAUGCGGGUGACCUGACCAAGGUCGGCUACAGUGUCGAGCAUGCGGCGAUGGUCGAGAUGCUCAAGGCAGCGAAGGCGGAGCUGAAACUCGUCAUCGCCGGCAACCACGACAUCACUCUCGACGAAGAAUACUUUACCAAUUUUGGAUAUCAACGGCACGGACGGCCGGAAUGGCUCGGUGGUAAGGGUAUCCUGCUUGAAGAUGACGAGGAAUCCCUUGGGGGAAGCAUUCGCACCGGUGCCGUACCGUCGCUUGCACAGAUGAAGGCCUACGUACGACGCGUCAAAGAUAUGUACACGAACGAAUCAGCCCGCGCCGCCGGCAUCCGAUACCUUGAGGAGGGCGUGCAUACCUUCACCCUCCGCAAUGGGGCACAGUUGACCGUAUACGCCUCGCCCUAUCAGCCCGAGUUCUGUCGCUGGGCCUUUGCCUAUCCUCGUUCCCAGGACCGCUUCAACCCUCCCCUCCCCGGCACUACGGCCUCCUCUCCGCUCAACCCCGUCCCCGACUUCCCCCAAAUCGACAUCAUGCUCACACACGGUCCUCCUGCGGGCGUCUUGGACCGCGUCGGUCGAGAUCCCGAAACACAUGUUGGGUGCCGACACCUACUCCGCGCAGCCGAGCGCUCUAGACCCCGACUAUAUCUAUUUGGACAUAUUCAUGAGGGAUGGGGAGCGGUUCGUGGCACCUGGGACAUAACCAUGCCUGAUGGGAUGCGACAGGAGGCAAUCCCUACUGAUAAGGAAGAUAUGCUGGAGCAGCGCGGGGCAUUCUAUGAUAUGAGCUCCGAAAGUACGCGGCCCUUACAGUAUGGGAAGGAGACGUUGUUUGUGAAUGCCAGCAUUAUGACGCUAGGAUAUUCCCCUGAUAAUGCGCCUUGGGUGGUUGAUUUGGACCUUCCUAUUGCUGAAGUGGCCCAACCUUGA